Molecule: messenger RNA, 1169 nt
Organism: Ooceraea biroi (clonal raider ant)
Lineage: Eukaryota; Metazoa; Arthropoda; Insecta; Hymenoptera; Formicidae
Gene: Pa1
Product: PTIP binding protein Pa1
Biological process (GO): positive regulation of intracellular estrogen receptor signaling pathway; positive regulation of cell cycle G1/S phase transition
Cellular component (GO): MLL3/4 complex
Molecular function (GO): nuclear estrogen receptor binding
Source: RefSeq, a predicted model, not a curated record
UUUUCUUACUUCACGCCGUGAUGCUACAAGGACGCGAGGAUUUAACUUGGCUUAACCUAAGUUUAAAGAGCUGUCAAUGAUUUUUCGCGUUCGUCGCGACCGUAACGCGCGUAAUAAUCGUAAAGUCAUUGUCGGAGGGACAAUCGCCCUCGACACGCGGAAAGCAUGUAGACUUUCAAGAGAAAUUCGUGUGUAAGUUGGAAGCCAACUGAUCGCGUUCGAACGAGACGUAACUUCGUGUCAUUUGUCAAUGGGAGUGUCUCGAUGGUGUUCUUGAGCAAUCUAAGCUAACUUUUUUGACUGUUUAAUGAAAAAUGGAACACAAUGAAGAAGAGUGGUCAGUGGAGUGCUCCGAUGACGAGAAGUAUGAAGUGGACGCAAAGCACGAAUGGAACAUGAAGGCCGAGGAUAUACUGUCAUUAAUUGAAGGUUUGGAGACGAACAAUCGUGUUCUAGAGCUCGAGUGGAAGUGUCCUGGUAGACGAGGGCCAUCUCCCAUUCCCUCAAACAAUCGACAGCAAGAGCUUGGCUCGCAAGAGUACAAGACCGAGGAAAAAUCUGACUUUGACUUUAUGGACGAGAUGUCAUCACCACGGCUGCCAGUGCGGAGAGUCGGUGAGAGCACGCCGAAGGGUAGCGCCAAGAAAAAGACUGCCAGUUUCAACGGUGUAUUGUCGACGAUGCUGAGACACCGUAGGCUGGAGCAACAGGAGAUCAACUCCAGUCCGAAGAAGAGCGAAUCUCCCGGUUUGAAGCCGCAUCCUUCCACUUAACGAAGCUGAUGUGACGAAGCGAUUGCACAGAAACGUCGAAAUGGCGUGAGAAAUCUAAUUCAAAGUCAUAAAAGUCUCUUAGAACGCACGAACGCUAUAAAAAGGACUACUAUAUUCACUAUAAAAGAUAUCUGCUAGAAACUAUAUGUGCUAUUAGAAAACGAGAUAUAUGUUAACUUGCUCGAGGGUAUUCUUGGUUUGUCCUCUGUGAGGAUACGAAUACCGCGACAGGCACUGUUAUUUUUUUACGUUAAAUCUCUGCAGUGAUAGUGACUAAAACUGAAACAUAUCUCUAAACAGAUAUUGAUUCAAGCGUUUCUGUCGACGCUGCAAACACAAUGUACAAAUAUACAUGUGUAGAUAUAGAUGUAAAAUAUUAAAAGCAGAAAUUUUCGU